AUGACAUUCCCGUGGGGUAAAUAUUUGGGAAAUGUGAUCACCGGUGAGCAUUACCGCUUCGUGUCGAUGCUGACUGCGCGUAGUUCAUACAUCGCCGCGUUCUUCAUCAUGCUCGUAUUUACUGUGUCUAUAUCGAUGCUGCUUCGCUACGCUCACCAUCAAAUAUUCGUUUUCAUUGUGGAUCUGCUGCAAAUGCUGGAAUUUAACGUGACAGUAUCAUUCCCAGCAGCGCCUCUUUUAACGGUCAUUCUUGCGUUAGUUGGAAUGGAGGCCAUAAUGUCCGAGUUCUUCAACGACACGACAACCGCAUUCUACAUUAUCCUCAUUGUCUGGAUAGCUGACCAAUACGACGCCAUAUGUUGUCACACAGCUAUAGCGAAACGGCAUUGGUUGAGGUUCUUCUAUCUGUAUCACUUCUCCUUCUACGCUUACCACUACCGGUUCAAUGGACAGUACAGCAGUCUGGCGCUCGUCACCUCUUGGCUAUUUAUCCAGCAUUCCAUGUUGUACUUCUUCCACCACUACGAGCUGCCAGUGAUACUACAGCAAGCUCAACUACAGCAACUCUUGUUGCGUAGCCACCACGGCAUGGGAGGUAUGAUGGGCUUAGCAGGGAUAGCGGCAUUGGCCAGUGGAACCGCAUAUCAUGAUGCCCCGGGAACUGGUACCCAAGCCACUCCCCCCACAACUCAGUCCACGACGCAGACCGUACAAAACACCGUUCAAUCUACCACGCAAACGACUCCUUCAGUUUCCACCGUUCAGACUAAUACCACUCACACGGGUGACGUCAUAUCAUCUCGCAACGUCACCACUGAAACUAGCGCUACAGGAACGAACACAGUUAGCAAUGAUAAUGAGGAGCGCGCAGCAUCCAAUACCAACGCGGAGAACAUUACCAAUUCAAUCAAGAAUUCACGCGCCUCAGAAACAGGCAUUAAUAUUCAAGAAAUCAAGCGAAAAACUUCUGACAGCGAUAUUAAGAUAAUACACAAUGAUAAUGUAAGUACCAUACGCAGUGCUAAAAACGAUUCUCCGAGUGAAUCCAACAAUGCAAAUGAAGAGAACGGUAACGCAGAAGUACCGAGUCUGACGCUGGACCGUCGACGGAAAUAUGGAGUAGCGGGCGCUGAUAAUGAGCCUCCAACUCCAACCGAGGGGGCCACAUCGAGACUUGCUCCCAGGGCUUCGCCCGAGGCUGACGAUUUGAUUUAG
Molecule: messenger RNA, 1215 nt
Organism: Leptosia nina
Lineage: Eukaryota; Metazoa; Arthropoda; Insecta; Lepidoptera; Pieridae
Source: the annotation of a GenBank genome assembly